UUUAGAUGCAGAGGACAGAGCCAACACUAGAGUGAGGAACUCAUUCAGGAUUCAAACUGAACAAUGGCACAUUUCAACAUCAGCAACACAUGGAACGAAAGUUAUGAAGAAAACAACAACAGCAACAGCUUCAACAACAAUGAACACAACAAUUUCCAAUACUGCACCAUUAAUAGCUGCGAUAAACACAAAGCAGCAUUCAUCUCAUAUGUUAUUACAUGGAUCAUCGUCUGCAUCAGCCUUCCUUUGACCCUACUGGCCAUCUACUCACUGUCUUCUCUGGUCAGAAAGGAUCACGGUGCUCCACUCUACGUCAUCAACCUCCUCAUUUCUGAUCUGGUUCAGCUCAUCUGCAUGAUUGCUGGGGUGGCUUCCGGGGAGUUCUUGGCUGCUGGAGUUUUCUUCUAUCAUUAUGGUCUGUUGUCCAGCGUUGGCUUCAUGGUGUGUAUCUCCCUAGAAAGGUAUCUGGUCAUCGUCUGGCCGCUGUGGUACAGAUUCAGAAGAACCAUCAAGACCUCUGUGGUGGUCUGUGUCCUAGCCUGGAUCCUUCCUCCUGUUUUUUUCCUCCCAUUCUAUUACAGUUUGGGUUUUCUGACCACACAAACCAUCGUAGGUGUCUUCCUCCUCCUCCCCCUCCCUCUGUUCAUCUUCUUCCUGGGUGGGAGUCUUAAAGCGCUGUCUGGAUGCAUCAGUGUCUCCUCUGAUGAAAAACAAAGAAUUGUAUCAGUUUUGGUCGUAGUGCUGCUUAUUUACACACUGCUGUUCAUGCCCACUGUGAUUCUUGUGUUUCUGGUAACAAUCACAGACAGAACCAACUUUGAACUUUGGACUGCGUCCAACAUUCUCAUUCAGCUGAGUCCUCUUGUAGACUUGAUUUUGUACUUUUUCAUGAUAAAAGGAGCCACAGACAAGAUUUUGGCCUCACUGUGUUGUUGCAGGAUAUCAGCUGCUCCUGGAGGUGCCGAGGUCCAAGCAGAAGAUCAGAGGGGACAGAGUCCCUGUCCCUGCUCCUAA
Molecule: messenger RNA, 1014 nt
Organism: Mugil cephalus (flathead mullet)
Lineage: Eukaryota; Metazoa; Chordata; Actinopteri; Mugiliformes; Mugilidae
Product: mas-related G-protein coupled receptor member A6-like
Exons: 5
Coding region: 64-1014 (316 amino acids)
Biological process (GO): positive regulation of Rho protein signal transduction; phospholipase C-activating G protein-coupled receptor signaling pathway
Cellular component (GO): membrane
Molecular function (GO): G protein-coupled receptor activity
Source: RefSeq, a predicted model, not a curated record